UUCGAUAUUUUUCAUUAUCACAAGACACCAAAAAAAACCAAAACAACACAAAUAAAGUCUUACCUGGACGUUGGCCUCCCUUGUGGAACUAUAAUAGAGUAAAAAGAGGAUAAGCAUCAUGUCGUGGGUUGCCGACUACGAGUAUACAUGGCUGGAGAGGAUUUUCAUGCGGGCACUUCGGACCUGUGGCCACAUACCCAAACACGUCGCCUUCGUUAUGGAUGGUAAUCGUAGAUUCGCCCGCUCCCAGCAAAUAGAUAAGAUAGAGGGACACUCGCGUGGCUUCUCGAAGCUGGCGGACUGCCUCCGCUGGUGCCUGGACCUCGGCAUACGCGAGGUGACCACGUUCGCCUUCAGCAUCGAGAACUUCAAGCGGUCCAGCGAAGAGGUCGAGGGCCUCUUUAACCUGGCUCGGGACAAGUUUGGAAAGCUGCUGAAGGAGACCGACCGCCUGAACCAGCACGGGAUUCGUAUCCGGGUGAUUGGCAACAUUGAACUGCUGCCGCUGGACUUGCAGAAACUCGUUGCCACGGCCAUGCUGACUACGGAGGACAACGACAAGCUCUUUCUGAACGUGGCCUUUUCUUACACCUCUCGCGACGAGAUGACCCAGGCGCUGGAGACGGUGCUGCAGCAGAGCAAUAAUUCCAUCAGCGGGAGUAACAUAAGUGAGCGGCUCCUGGAGGAAUGUAUGUACACGAGGCACUCACCAGCCCCGGAUCUGGUCUUUCGCACCUCGGGCGAGACCAGGCUGAGCGACUUCAUGAUGUGGCAGCUUAGCGGAUCGGUUCUGUACUUCAGCAAUGUCCUGUGGCCUCAGAUAACCUUCUGGAACUUUUUGGCCAGCAUCCUAGCCUAUCAGCGGGACAGAUACCGGCUGGACAAGUUUAGGCAGGCGGAACAUAUUCGGAGCGCACAGUUGGCAUGGAGCAGUGACUUCCACAGCGAGGGAGUGCAGCAGUUCCUGCACAGCAUGGAUGAGGAUCGACGGAAACUGCUUGUCCGGCUGGCCUCCAGCAAAAUGUGUUAGAUAAUUGUAUAUAACUAUUACUAUUAAAAAAUAUAAAAAA
Messenger RNA from Drosophila subobscura, 1070 nucleotides. RefSeq names its product dehydrodolichyl diphosphate synthase complex subunit DHDDS (gene Dhdds). The transcript has 2 exons. The record is from RefSeq and is a predicted model, not a curated record. Gene Ontology annotation, cellular component: dehydrodolichyl diphosphate synthase complex; endoplasmic reticulum. Bases 119 to 1030 code for a protein of 303 amino acids. Gene Ontology annotation, molecular function: ditrans,polycis-polyprenyl diphosphate synthase [(2E,6E)-farnesyl diphosphate specific] activity. Gene Ontology annotation, biological process: polyprenol biosynthetic process. NCBI's taxonomy places the organism in Eukaryota, Metazoa, Arthropoda, Insecta, Diptera, Drosophilidae.